Messenger RNA from Diutina rugosa, 612 nucleotides. Its product is annotated as superoxide dismutase. Gene Ontology annotation, cellular component: mitochondrion. Gene Ontology annotation, molecular function: metal ion binding; superoxide dismutase activity. The coding region runs from base 1 to 612 and encodes 203 amino acids. Gene Ontology annotation, biological process: superoxide metabolic process. NCBI's taxonomy places the organism in Eukaryota, Fungi, Ascomycota, Pichiomycetes, Serinales, Debaryomycetaceae. The record is from RefSeq and is a predicted model, not a curated record. The transcript has a single exon.
AUGUCUGGACCCAAGACUGUUACUUUACCCAAGCUUGACUACCCCUUGAACGGGUUGGAACCUUACAUUUCCGAAAGUAUCAUGAACCUCCACUUAAACUUCCACCAUGCCAACUACGUGAAGGGUUACAACGCUGCCAUUGAGCAAGCUGUUGACUACCUGGCCAAGGGUGAAGUACCCAAGGUUGUUGAGGUUCAACGUGCCAUCAACUUCAACGGUGGUGGCCACGUGAACCACAGUUUGUUCUGGAAAAACUUGGCUCCCACUUCCCAAGGUGGUGGCAAGGCUCCCCCGGCCGACUCGGCUUUGGCUAAGCAAAUCAACCAAGACUUUGGCUCAUUAAAUGAGUUGAUUGCUGAAACCAACAAGAAGGCCGCUGGUAUUCAGGGUUCCGGGUGGGCUUGGAUUGUGAAAAACAAGACCAACGGCACCAUUGAUGUCAUCACCACUGCUAACCAAGACGUCGUCCCCCCUUCGUUUGUGCCUUUAGUUGGUGUGGACUGCUGGGAACACGCGUACUACCUUGACUACAAAAACGCUAAGGCCAAGUACUUUGAGGCGAUCUGGAACGUCAUCAACUGGGAAGAAGCCGCCAAGCGCUAUUCUCAAUGA